Messenger RNA from Kwoniella mangroviensis CBS 8507, 2442 nucleotides. RefSeq lists its product as uncharacterized. The coding region runs from base 1 to 2442 and encodes 813 amino acids. The record is from RefSeq and is a predicted model, not a curated record. The transcript has 4 exons. Gene Ontology annotation, molecular function: zinc ion binding; sequence-specific DNA binding. Gene Ontology annotation, biological process: regulation of DNA-templated transcription. Lineage: Eukaryota; Fungi; Basidiomycota; Tremellomycetes; Tremellales; Cryptococcaceae.
AUGCCUCCCUCGCCAGGCAAGAUACAUCAGCUACCAGUCAAAGUACUAUACAGUAUAGAUACCUCAUCCCAGUCCUACCUCACUGUACUCCACGAUCGUCAAGAUGUAUACGUCCAUCCUUCUUCGCCGAGUUAUGCGACAUCUGAGGAGCAAGGUCAAGGUUUAGUAGGGAGUUGUACGUUGAAAGCCAUUGCUAGGGGAAUAUGUUAUGCGAGCCCCGAAUGCAUCCCCAACACAACCUCGCUCGAUUUCAGCGUCUACAACCUCGAUCCUACUGUCCGUAGACCUUCCAUUUCAUCCUCAUCUCGCGCAUUCCCCUCGUCACCCUCCGAACACCCUUCCUCAUCUACUUCCUCAUGGGUAGGCAGGGGUUUCCUCUCAUGGGUAUUAUCUGAAAAUGGAAAUGGGUCAACUCUGAUAAAGGGAAGAUUAGUCAGGGAGUACGAGUUCUCCUCGAUCCAUUUCGCUCCAGAGGGCGGUCUAGAAGGAUUGAUGGCUAUGGCCAACUCGAAUGGUGGAGGUACAGAUGGAGAAGAUUCGGAUGGGAAAGGAUGGGGAUUGGAAGUUGGAAUAAGUCUUAGACAGUUGAAUCCAGAUGGUAAAAUUGAGUUUCAAAAUCGAAAAGAAUUCGAAGAAAUGUUAUCAAAAGGAAAAUCAACUUCGAUAUCAGCUUCAUCACCAAUAAGAGGAAAUACCACGAUCGGUGGUGGAAGUACACCAGCAAGAUCAUCACCUUUGAUCAAUAGCACCAUCAACAGAACACCAAACGUCAAUUCCACACCUCAACAGCCCGGUCCAUCAGCCUCUUCUACCGCUACCAUACGUCCUCCACCCAUUGCUCAACCUACACCUGUACCAGCACAGCAGCAGCAGCAGUCAGGACAAUCCUCUAGACCUUCUUCUUCGCUUUCUCAUCGACCUUCUUCAUCUUCCAUACCACCCUCUUCGUUACCCCCUUUACCGUCAAGUUCAAAUUCCAACAUACCUUCAAGUCGACCAUCGUCCUCUAUCGGUGAAUCAAGACCCCCUCCACCUGCUCCUCCCCAGCAGCAAGCUGAAGCAGGACCAUCGCGUAAUCGUGAAGUUACUCCUCCACCCGUCCCUCGAUCCAAAUCACCUCCACCAUCUACACCAUCCCGACACAAAUUACAUGCCCUCCUUCGUGCGGACGGUAUGAUGUCCCCCGAAUUAGCAAGACAUCUAGCUUCUAAUCCAGUAUUGAGGAACUUGUUGAAAGCCGUACCGUCAAACUCAAAUGCCCUAACUGCUCUGAGGAAUAUAACGGGGGCUAACAGAUCGCCUACUUCCAAUGCUCAUGCGAACGGGGCAAAGAGAUCGACUGCGAACGACAAAGAUAAGGAGAAAGAGGAUAGUCCCGAAGCCACGACGCCCACUCCUCUACCUACUCCCCAAAGGUCAACGAGAAGUGCCCAACAGGGGCAGAAUAACCAAGAUGGAUGUUGUAAUUGUGGGACAAUGGUUAGUGCUUGUUGGAGAGUUAAGAAGAUGAAAGAUGGUACGCCCAGGAAAGUGUGCGAUGAUUGCGGACUAUACUUCAAUGAAUACAAGAAGAUGCGUCCUCCUGAAUUAUGGUCUCAACCUUUCAAGCCUGGUCAAUCAUCCACUUCUUCUGUCCAGCAGCAGCAGAACGGAGGAGGGGAGAAACGUAAACAUGCCAUAGAGCUCAACGAUGGUCCAGCGUCGGGAUUGAGAUCUUCACCGAGAUUAAAUCGGACUAAUUCAGAUCAACAAACUCAUACCCAGUCACAGAGUCAGAAUCAGAGUCAAAGUCAAAAUCAAAAUCAAAUACCGGAAUCACCUAGAAAGAGACAGAAAGUCAAAUCACAUGGGAACCCACCUCCACCUAGUCCAAGGAGAUCUACGAGAAAUUCAAGUAAGAAUGAUAAUGUUGAUUUUGGUGCAGAAGUAUUUGGAUUUUCACCUUCGAAUUCGAAUUCAAACAACAAUUCAAUGUUUGGUACUUCACCUGCUAUACCCAUCACUUCCAAUAACAGUCAAGAUCAUCAACAGCAGCAGCAGCAUCAUCAUCAGAUGCAACCGUUUGGUCAAUCGACAUCUGGUCAUACUCAUGGGAAUGGUCAUAAUGGGAAUGGUCAUAAUGGGAAUUUGGAAGAAUUGGAUAUAUCAGCUUUCCUAGCUACGUUUGAAAGUUCCUUGGCCCAUACCAAUCAUCAUACAUCCGCGAAUGGUACUGGUACUGGUGAUGGUGAUGGGACUACCGAUGGACAAGUGAUUGAAGAGAACAACUUCAAUUUUGAUAGUUUGUUCAAUGGCGAUUCUUCAAUGGGUAUAGAACUAAGUCAGGAGAUGCAAGAUCUGUUGAACGGUUGGGAAAGCCAAUUGAACGAUCCUAAUUAUCUGGCGGGGUUGGAUGUGAAUAUUCCUGGAUUGGGUGAUAUAGGGAAUGAACCCGGUCAGUGA